GGAAGUGGGAGGGGCCUGUCAGACAGAGACUAAUGGCCGCUGGUGGACUUCAGCUGUUUUCACCGAGUCUGUGUCCGGAGGAGAUAGAGAUCAAGAAGACAGCUGAUUGACACCGAGGGAGAGCUCGUCAUCAUGAUGAAGACAGUUCGAGUCCUUCAGCUGCUGCUGCUCACCGGCUUCACCUCAGCUCCACCUGCGGCUGCUGAAAGUGGCAACCAUUUGGUGACGGCCCCGCAUCCUCCAGUCGUGGAGAUAGGGACUGACUUCACGGCUACGUGCAUGAUCAUCAACACAGCUGAGGUCACAGCUGACGACCUCUACUGGAAUCUCACUCAGAAGAAGGUUCCCAAAGAGCAGUACACAAAGAUCAACUCAACAGCUCUGAACGUCACCAUUCAUGUCAGCGGGGAGAAAAACGAGUGGUUAUUCUGCUUCUGCAAGAAUGUGUCGGCCAACGUGAUCCUGAAUAAAGGAAAAUUCAUGCACGGGGUCCUCCUUCAGAAAGGCUAUCGUCCGAGGAAGCCAGAGAACAUCUCCUGCAUCGCUCUUCAGGAGAAAACGUACAUCUCUCCAACCAUCACGUGCAGCUGGGACGCAGCAGGACGUCAAACCAAAGACGUCGCUACCGACUUCACACUGAUUUUGAAAGUCAUCAAUUCUGAGACUUUAAACGUGUCGACUGAAGGAAACAGUGCCUCCGUGUCUCUGACCACUUUCCCGAACUUCAUGGAGAUGGAGAUCUGGGUGGAGGCAAAGAAUAAACUGGGAACCAUCCAGUCUGAGCGUCUGAGGAGAGAAUCCGGAUACUUUGUGAAAACAGACCCUCCGGCAAACAUCCAGAUCGUCUCUGAGAAGAGCUUCCCCACCUCUCUUCUCAUAAACUGGAAUCCUCCUAUCAUAAGCCAAUAUGUGGGAUUAACGUAUGAAAUCAGAUUCUGCCAAAACGGAUCUCAUGAUUGGGCGUAUGUGCCUCAGGUGGACACUGCCAGGAACAUCCAGUCCUUCAGACUCCAGAACAUCCGUCCAGACACUGUUUACGUCACUCAGGUGCGCUGCAAAGACCACAGAGAGGGCUACGGCUACUGGAGUGACUGGAGCAGCAACGCUACCAAGAGAACGCCAGAGGACCAACCAAAAGGUAAACCAGAUUUAUGGAGAAUCGUUGCUGAAAGUGAUGUCGGUGAGCGACGAGUGCAGUUUGUCUGUAAGGAUCCAGUGUUUGCCAACGGGAGGAUAAUCAGAUUCGAGAUGAAUGUUCAAGAAAAAAAGGACAAAGUGAAGAACACAAGUUGGGAGAGUUUCCCCGUCAACCGCUCGGAGGCGGACGGCCGCUCCGACCACACGAGCAUCACAACCCUCAGAGACAUCGUACUGGCCGACAAGAGAGCGGUCAAAGUGUACGUCACUGCCGUCAACUCGGUGGGGAGGUCUGCUGCCGCCUCGCUGUUCAUCCCAGAGACCGCACACGAGCUAGCCCCAGUCAGGGAGCUGAGGGGGGGGGUCCAGGGAGGCCAGAUGUGGCUGCAGUGGAAACCCCCGAACACUGCAGCUGUGACGGAGUACGUGGUGCAGUGGGUCAGUGCAGACGGGAUGGACUGGCAGAGAGAGAACAGGAGCACCACUCACACUGUUAUUAAAGGAGACCUGAAGAAGUUUGUCUGCUACACUGUGUCUGUGUAUCCGAUCUCUUCUGGAUGGACGGGGCAGGCAGCGACCGUUCAGGCCUUUCUGGAACAAAGUGCUCCUGAGGAAGGCCCCGCUGUCAGACUGAACGGUCAACCAGGACGUGACGAGGCUGAGCUCGUGUGGACAGAGAUUCCCCAAAGCAGACGAAGAGGCUUCAUCACAAACUACACAAUAUUCUACAAAAGUGGGGGUGAAUUACACUCGGUGACCGUUCCAUCCAACACGACCUCGUUCACCCUGAAGUCGCUGACAGGAAACACCAAGUACGACACGUGGAUCAGAGCCUCGACCGCCGCCGGCUCAGCCGAGGGCUCCCGCCACUCCUUCACCACGCUGAAACACACUCCGGGGGAGAUCGAGCUCAUCGUCGUCGGAGCCAGUCUCAGCUUCCUGUUUGUUGUCGUCAUGACGAUGGUGAUCUGUAUUUCCAAGAAAGAAACCAUCAAGAAGAACUUCUGGCCUCAGAUUCCAAACCCUGGAGAGAGCACGAUUGGAUACUGGUCUCCUGAUUAUCCCUUAAAAGCAGAGACGCCAAAGGAGAACUGUCUGUCCGGCAUCAGUGUCCUGGACGUGGACACGUGUGAUGGAAAGAUGGUGUUUGAUGAAGACAAGACCAGUCUUCCUCUGAAGAAGGACAAGUAUCUGUCCGAGGAGCACAGCAGCGGCAUCGGCGGCUCCUCCUGUAUGUCUUCACCUCGCCAGAGCGUGUCGGACAGCGACGAGGGCGGAGACCCGGUGGACACCACGGCCAGCACCGUGCAGUACUCCUCCGUGGUGGCCUCCAACGGUUACAAGGGUCAGACUCCGAGCUCGCAGGCGGCCAUUUUCUCCCGCUCCGAGUCCACGCAGCCCCUGCUGGACUGCGAGGAGAACCCGGACAUGAUGUUGCAGGAGGGCAGCAGACACCAGCGCUUCCUGCGCCGACCUGCGGACAACGACCCCGCCCACUUCAACCAGCUGCUGGAGAUGGAGCAGCAGGAGGUGCUAGAGCCUCUGGACUUCUGCCCCCUGGAGGAGGACUCUGAGCUGACGCGUACAGAUGAGCAGUCAGCUGAUUGGCUGCCGACAGCGCCUGCCUCCAGCUACAUGCCUCAGCUGGGAGGCUACAGGCAGCAGUGAGAACACAUGUCCACCCGCGGUGCCUUGAGGAGCAGCGAAGAAGAGACUGAACCCGUUUGUCUUUUGCACAUAUGUACUCUGUAAAAUACACAGCCGCAGUUAGCUUAGCAUUCGCAUGGAACAAUUACUAGCCAUAUGUUUGUAGUCCACACCUGUAUGUGGACGCUUUGUGCUACAUGGUAAAUGUCACGCUACAUUUCAAAACGUCUGAACCACAGAGUUGGGAGAGACCGCCCCCUGUGGAGGGGUGUGACCUCUGCAGCCAUGUUACCUGCUCACUGUAUAUACACUGCUCAUGAAUGUAAUCAAGUGACACUGACACGAGAGGCCAGUGCAUGUUAAAAUAACUUUCAAAAAUAAAAUAUAAAAAACAUG
Messenger RNA from Platichthys flesus (European flounder), 3180 nucleotides. RefSeq names its product interleukin 6 cytokine family signal transduce (gene il6st). The transcript has 16 exons. Gene Ontology annotation, cellular component: CRLF-CLCF1 complex; signaling receptor complex; membrane. The record is from RefSeq and is a predicted model, not a curated record. The coding region runs from base 133 to 2805 and encodes 890 amino acids. Gene Ontology annotation, molecular function: cytokine binding; cytokine receptor activity. Gene Ontology annotation, biological process: positive regulation of tyrosine phosphorylation of STAT protein; cytokine-mediated signaling pathway. NCBI's taxonomy places the organism in Eukaryota, Metazoa, Chordata, Actinopteri, Pleuronectiformes, Pleuronectidae.